CUUUUCCUAACAAAUCUCCUUCUCCUUCCCUAUCCACCACACGAAUUUUAUUAGGGAAAAAGUGUUUUUAUCACUCCCUCACUCUCCUCCGUCCUCUUUGUCUUCCUCUUUAUGCAUGAGCGCUGUGAACAAAAUAUGGACAGCUGGGCCACUGAUCUUCGUAUCCUUAAACUAUCAAUUCUAGUCCUCUUCACCGCUUGUCUAGUUGCAGUUAAGGCUUCCGCAACAGCAUCUAGGAGUAAUGGAGAGUAUAAACCCGUAGGGCCAACUGAGUAUCGCCUUCUUCAACCUGAUUUAGGCAAGGAUGAUGGUGCACGGCGAAGGCUUGCCCCUUUCCAGCUGUGCUUGCUGUGCAAGUGUUGCAGCGCCACCGCUGCCUCCACCUGUACUUCAAUGCCUUGCUGCUUUGGCAUCGAUUGCCAGCUUCCCAACAAGCCCUUUGGCGUUUGUGCUUUUGUACCCAAGACUUGCAACUGUAAUUCCUGUGCUGCCUAAUGCCUACCCCUCUUCCACAAUACUCAAUUCCUUCACUACUUACCUGCUUUAAUUCUAUUGUUGUCAACUGUGUAUUAGUUGUACCAAUGAUGAUGUAAAGAAACAAACAUCACCAGCAUCUGCUCAUUAGAAGCUGAUUUUAUUGGAUCUUUUCACACAAAGUAAUUCUAGUGGAGGAUGGUUAUGAUCAAA
This is a messenger RNA of Gossypium raimondii (Peruvian cotton), 687 nucleotides long. RefSeq lists its product as uncharacterized. Lineage: Eukaryota; Viridiplantae; Streptophyta; Magnoliopsida; Malvales; Malvaceae. The transcript is spliced from 2 exons. The record is from RefSeq and is a predicted model, not a curated record. Bases 112 to 495 code for a protein of 127 amino acids.